Molecule: messenger RNA, 741 nt
Organism: Aspergillus alliaceus
Lineage: Eukaryota; Fungi; Ascomycota; Eurotiomycetes; Eurotiales; Aspergillaceae
Exons: 4
Coding region: 1-741 (246 amino acids)
Source: RefSeq, a predicted model, not a curated record
AUGUUGCAAGCCGAGAGAGGUUCAUUCUCUCUCCUCUUAAUUGACUGGACACAUGACCUUUCUGAUACGAUCUUUGAGCGCUAUAUUCAGACGGCUGCCUUCCCCAACUGCGUUGACACCGUUCUCGCUAAUGGAUUGGGUAGGGUAGAAUGCCUGCCGAAGUACAUGCUCGACGCUGGCUCUGGCUUAGGUCUAAGCGUGGGGUCGACGGCCACAUCCCACACUUCUGCUUCAGCAAUUCAGACAGCUUUCGCCGAGAUGGACAGUAACGGUAACGCCAGUGACUCCCUCUAUGGGAAUGGGACUGUCUGGGAAGGUAGUUCAUCAAAUGCAGCCACAUACAAAGUCGGUGAGAUGACGAUGACCGGCUCAGCAGGAUACAAUAUCUGCUCGUUGCCGCCGAAGACUUGUGAGAAUACCACAUCUUCUCGGUUAACGAUCCCAGCAAAUGCAUCACUGGGAUGGCUUGCCCUUAACUUGGUGAAUUCGGGAGCGGUUAGUGCUCUUCGGGUCUCGCUUGAUGGCCAUUUAAUGCACGUUUAUGCUGCUGAUGGCCUCUAUGUGACCCCACAAGAGGCAAAAGCAGAUGGAAUGGAUGCUAUCACUUCACAAGUCUCCGUUGAUCCAGCCUCCACAUGGAUGCUGACCAACGGUUCGGCUAGUCAAGGGGUUACAGAACUUGUCGAGGCUAAACUUUCACCGUUUGAAGGUAGCGGACCGCCUCUUGGGCUGCUGGUUUGA